AUCCCACGACCGGUCACACUUCACUCAUAGUUACGCUUGCGCAUUUUACACACAUCUUUUAAUUACUGAUUUAUACUAAAUAAAUGGCUAGAAAUGGACCUGAGAAAGCUUAAUUUAAGUUUUUAACUGCGUGGAAAUGGUCUUUUCCUCAAAGACUAGUUUUAGAAUGAGUAACUAGAGGCCUAGAAAAGUGCAACAAAAUACGCCUGGCAGCUUGUGCGUGUGUGUGUGCGCCAUUGAUUACAUAGUUGGCUUAGGCGACGCACAGGUGCGAGCGAGAAGGGCGACCUCCGAAAAGGGGCAGCGACAGAAACCGCAUUCCAUUUCCAGAAAUCCAGGUUGCAGAUUCCAUGAGAAAGUGAGAGCCAUGCACCACCAUCAUCCGCCGUUGCCCAUAACGGGAGCAAGUGGGUCCAGUGCAGCGGGAGCAGGAGGAACUCCACAGGAAGAUGCAUCGCCCGCUGUUGCCACUGGCCCUGCUACCCUGGCCACUGCAUCCACGCCCUCGGGUUCCAAUACCCAACAACACCAGCGACGUCGCAAAAAGCGACCCAGUUACAACUACAAUGGCAUCCGCACCGUGGAAGUGCGGCGAGGUUACAACGGCUUCGGUUUCACCAUCUCGGGCCAACAGCCUUGUCGGCUAUCUUGCAUCAUCAGCAAUUCCCCCGCCGAGCAGGCCGGACUACGUUCCGGGGAUUUCCUCAUCUCCGUGAAUGGCUUGAACGUCUCCAAAUUGCCGCACGAAACCGUGGUCCAGUUAAUAGGCAACUCCUUCGGCAGCAUUCGCAUGCAGAUCGCCGAGAACUACUACUCGGAUAGUUCGGACGAGGAAAACGCCCAUGCCACGCUGCGGGGUCAACUCCUGGCCGCCAGUUUAAGGCACAAGCCGAGGUUUCUCCACCACAAGGCUAAGCUCCACAGACUAAGGAACUCGCCGCAGAAGAAGUUAACCCCACCAGAGGCUGUUGAGCCGCAGAGCUCCAAGGCGUCUCCCGAUCACCCAACGCUAAGACCCGUGCUCGAGGAUGCUCCCUUGGCGGCCAAUCUGUCCAAGGCACCGGACGUGGCCAAUGUCAGUGCCAUGGUGCGAGCUGUAGGAAGUGCUGCCCUAGAGUACCGCGUAAUCGUAGGUUACCUGGGAACCAUUGAGAUGCCCAAGCAGAUUUCCCACAGCUCCAAGCUGCAGACGGUGCGUUCUUGCAUCCGCAAGCUGCGCCAGGAGAAGCGACAGCCGACCAUUGUGCUGAUGUGCAUCACCCCGGACAGUUUGAGCCUACAGAGCUCCGGUGGCGGAGUGCUUGCCACCUACUCUUCGGCGCGACUGAACUACGUGAGCUCCUCAUCGGAAAGCGAGAACCGCUUCUUCGGUCUGGUUACCAGCGCCGUGCACAACACCCAAAUCGAGGAGGAGUUCGAGCCGAGUGUUGGCAGCGGGGCAGCUGCUGGCCACAUCAGCAUCUCGCACAGCUGCCAUGUGUUCGUGAUCGACACCAAGCUGAUCGAGCAUGCCCAGCACUUGCAGCGGGCCCACGAGUUCCGGCUGCAAUGCACCCGGGAUCCUAUCUCCAAUUUGUGCCUCGAGUUCCCCAACAACUCGGAGUAUGUGGUGAAUCUGGUGCGCAGCAUGUACACCAUGCGAAUUCUGCCGCCGGCCAGUCGGAGCAAUCAGGCGGACUUCGAAGCGGGUGCACCCAAUGCAGGAGCUGGAGGAGCAGGAGCAGCCCACUCGCCGCAACCAUCGAACCACAGCGAGAUCUCCACCACCACCUCCAACUCGGACUCGGGCAUUGGCUUCAACAACGACUGCACGAAUAUUUCGGAUCGCAUUUUGGUGGUGGAUUUCCUGGGCGCCGGAGCUGGAGCUGCUCUUGCCGGGCCACCGACUCACCAGGCUCCAGCGCGUCCCCUGGGCAUUGUGGGCAUCCCCGACAACCGACUGACUGUGCGGGCCAUGCCCGAUCAUUCCGCCCUGCUGAAGUCGCCGCCUGAGAACUCUUUGCUGCGACGACCCAAUCUCCUGGCCAGCUUCAACCUGAUCAAAAGCCCUGCCACGAAUCUCACGUCGACCCGCUCCUGCGACGAUGUCCUGAACCUCUUUGCGGACGAUUCGCCGCGGGCUCUGGCAGGAGUGGCCUCCAUGGACGACAUCUCGCUGCACUCGGCCGCUCCGUCUUUGGAUGAUGGCCACCCCUUCGUCCACCCAUCGUGUGUGCCGCGCAAAUUGCGCAGAUCUCUGGUCCUGGAGCCGUCAACAACGCCCCACAAACUGAGCGCGCAGGUGUUUGGUCAGCCCGGCUCGCGACACUCGCUGGGAUUCGAGGCUAUCGACAGCAUCCAGUCGUCGGUCGGAGGCGCAUGCAUCGACCAGCCCAUGGACACGUGGGCCAGCCUGCAGAAUCUACACAAAUCACACAAGGAUCGGACCAGCCUGUCGGCCUCGUCCUCCUCGCACUGCCUUUUAGAAGCUACAAACAGCGAACCUGAUCUCGGGAACCGCGCUCUGCCCGCCAAUGCCUCGCCCUUCCGCCGAGCCUGGGGACAGUCUUCCUUCCGCACGCCCAGCUCCGACAAGGUGGCCAAACAGCAGCAGCAGCAUCUGCAGCAGCACCAGCAGGGCCAGUCGUCGCCAGUGAGACGCACCGCCUCCAUGAACGCCUCCGACAACGACAUGUACAUCAAGACGCUGAUGCUGGACGCGGACCUGAAGGCGACGCGCAGCCAGCAGCAGCUGAGCCUGCUGCAGGUGCCCCGCAUCCUGACCACGCCCGCCCCGCCCUCCGCCAUCACGGUGUCCGCUGCAACGGAGGACGCAGCCGGCCAGGAGGGCUGCCACGGCUGCCCCAGCAACUGGGGCGGCUCCUUCGAGCGGAUGCUGCAGGACGCCGCCGGCAUGCAGACCUUCUCCGAGUUCCUCAAGAAGGAGUUCUCCGCGGAGAACAUCUACUUCUGGACCGCCUGCGAGCGGUACCGCCUGCUCGAGUCGGAGGCGGAGCGCGUGGUUCAGGCGCGCGAGAUCUUCGGCAAGCACCUGGCCAACAACAGCAGCGACCCCGUCAACGUGGACUCGCAGGCGCGCAGCCUCACGGAGGAGAAGCUGGCCAGCGCCGCGCCGGACAUCUUUGCGCCGGCCCAGAAGCAGAUCUUCAACCUGAUGAAGUUCGACAGCUACCAGCGGUUCAUCCGCUCGGACCUGUACAAGAGCUGCGUGGAGGCCGAGCAGAAGAACCAGCCGCUUCCCUACAGCGGACUGGACCUGGACGAGCUGCUCAAGACGAAUUUUCACGUGGCCGCCUCCUCAAAGCUCAAGAAGUCGGCUAGCAAUGCGGAGGACCGGCGGCGCAAGAGCCUGCUCCCCUGGCACCGGAAGACGCGGAGCAAGUCCCGCGACCGCACCGAGAUCAUGGCCGACCUGCAGAACUCGAACCUGAUGCCGGCGCCCCCGUUGCCGCCCCCCGCCCUGCUCACCAGCGCCUCGCUGAAGCUCGUCUCCGGCCAGAACUCGCUGAGCGACCUGCACAGCUCCCGCUCCUCGCUGUCCUCCUUCGACGCGGGCACCGGCGCCUCCGGCGGGCAGGGAGCGAGUGCGGAGAGCGUGUGCUCGCUGUGCCGCGUGAUCCUCACCGACGGGGCCACCACGAUUGUGCAGACGCGACCGGGCGAGACGGUGGGCGGGCUGGUGGAGCGGCUGCUGGAGAAGCGCAACCUGGUGUACCCCUACUACGACAUCGUGUUCCAGGGCAGCAGCAAGUCCAUCGACGUGCAGCUGCCGUCGCAGAUCCUGGCCGGCAAGGAGGUGCUGAUCGAGCGGCGCGUGGCCUUCAAGCUGGACCUGCCCGACCCCAAGGUGAUCUCGGUGAAGAGCAAGCCGAAGAAGCAGCUGCACGAGGUGAUCCGGCCCAUCCUCAGCAAGUACAACUACCGGAUGGAGCAGGUGCAGGUGGUCAUGCGGGACACGCAGCUGCCGCUGGACCUCAACCAGCCGGUGAACGCGGCCGACGGCCAGCGGCUGCGCAUCGUGCUCCUCAACUCGGAUUUUCAGCAGGGCGGCGGCAGUAGCAUGCCGCCGAAGCAAAGCAAACCGAUGAAGCCGCUGCCAUCCACGCUGCCUCUGCAGCAGGGCCAGCUGGACGAGCUGACGAACAAGGUGUUCAACGAGCUGCUGGCCAGCAAGGCGGACGCGGUGGCCGGCGAGAAGCCGCGGCCCAGCGACCUCUGCUCCAUGAAGUCCAACGAGGCGCCGUCGGAGACCUCCUCCUCGCUGUUCGAGCGCAUGCGGCGCCAGCCACGCGACGGCGGCAACAUUCCGGGCAGCAAGCUGCCCAAGCUCAAGAAGAAGUCCACCAGCAGUCAGCAGUCCGAGGAGGUGACCCCGACACCAGCGGACCCCAAGAAGCCGAUCAUAGCCAAACUGAAGGCGGGCGUGAAGCUGCAGGUGACGGAGCGAGUAGCCGAGCACCAAGAUGAACUACUCGAGGGCCUGAAGCGGGCGCAGCUGGCGCGGCUGGAGGAUCAGCGUGGCACCGAGAUCAACUUCGAUCUGCCCGAUUUCCUGAAGAACAAGGAGAAUCUCAGCGCGGCCGUUUCCAAGCUGCGGAAGGUGCGCGCCAACCUGAGUCCUGUGAGCAAAGCACCCUCUUCGCCCACGGAGAUCCCUCAGCCGGCACCCCGGCUGUCCAUCACUCGCAGCCAGCAGCAGCAGCAACAACAACAGCCGGUGUCGCCCAUGAAGGUGGACCAGGAGCAAGAGACUGACCCGUCUGCCCAGACACAGGAGCAAGCAGAGUUCGCCAAGGCGCCACCUCCGCUGCCGCCCAAGCCGAAGGUGCUGCCGAUCAAGCCCUCCAACUGGGGCGUGGCCGUGGCCCAGCCCACGGGGAACUACUGCAACAAGUUCUCCCCCGGCAAGCAGCUGCCGACGCCAUCAUCCAAAGAAGUUUCCAAGCCAGCGGCGUUCGCGAGCAAAAUUCCCCUGGAAGUGGGACGCAAGUCCCUCGAAGAGCCGGGAUCGCGGUGUGCCUACCUCGACGAACCCAGCAGCAGCUUCGUGUGAUACGGGGAUGCGGGGCCGCCAACGCAAUUAAAUUGGCUUAACUGAUCUUGCUUGUAUAUAUCUGUGCACUAUUUAUUGAUACUGUAUGUCGGACUCCCUGUCGAGUGUCCAUCCAAUCCAUGACGAACUCUUGUAUGUAAUCAACUGAGUGAACACCUGUAUUUAUAACUAUUAAUUAUAGGCUCUAGCUUUAACACAUUUUGUGUAAAUAUAUUACAAGUAAUAACUCAAAAGCGUA
This is a messenger RNA of Drosophila ficusphila, 5291 nucleotides long. It is a transcript of the gene loco, whose product is annotated as regulator of G-protein signaling loco. The record is from RefSeq and is a predicted model, not a curated record. Gene Ontology annotation, biological process: signal transduction. Lineage: Eukaryota; Metazoa; Arthropoda; Insecta; Diptera; Drosophilidae. Bases 368 to 5053 code for a protein of 1561 amino acids. Gene Ontology annotation, molecular function: protein binding; GTPase activator activity. The transcript has 5 exons.